AAGAACUGACUGGGACUACGAAUUCCCCUCUCGUUUCGUGUCGCGGCUCUUCCGACGAGCAAGCCAGAAGCAAAUAAACAAGACAGCCUCGAGAGCUCGAGUUCGAUACUGUACCUCGUAACCCGAAAGGAGGAAAUCCAAACCCACGGAGAGAGGGCAAAAAGCUUCCGUCUUUCCAGUUUCAAAAUCAACAAAUCUCAAGAGUAAGGAUGAGCAGCCUCCGCGCCAGCUCGAUUUCCGAUCCCAGCUCGCUCCGUCUCGGCUUCUGCUCCUCGAUCAGCUCGCGCAGCGACUGCUGUUGUGCCCCGACGGUACCCAUUUCGAGAUCCUCGGCGCGAAUGCCCGUACGUUGUGCCGUUCGAUUCCGUCCUUGCAUCGAUAUACACAAGGGUAAAGUGAAACAAAUUGUAGGGUCGACCCUUUGUGAUUUGAAGGAUGAUGAAUCUGCUCCUGUGACCAAUUUUGAAUCAGACACGUCAUCAGCAGAGUAUGCAAAAUUAUACCGAGAAGAUGGGCUGAUAGGUGGUCACGUAAUCGUGCUUGGAGCAGAUCCUCUGAGCAAAGCUGCAGCAAUUGAAGCUUUGCAUGCAUAUCCUGGCGGUCUGCAAGUAGGAGGUGGAAUCAAUUCAGAAAAUUGUCUGAGUUUCAUAGGAGAAGGGGCAAGCCAUGUCAUUGUAACAUCGUAUGUGUUCAAUAAUGGACGAAUGGACCUUGAAAGGCUUAAGGAUCUUGUGCAUGUGGUGGGAAAAGGUCGUCUGGUGUUGGAUCUCAGCUGCAGGAAGAAGGAGGGUAAAUAUGCAAUUGUCACUGACAGAUGGCAGAAAUUUACUGACGUGUAUCUGGAUGAGAAGAUAUUAAAGUUUCUCGCCAGCUAUGCUGAUGAGUUCUUGGUCCAUGGUGUCGACGUGGAAGGAAAGAAACUAGGAAUUGAUGAAGAGCUUGUGGCUUUGCUUGGCAAGUACUCUCUGAUUCCGGUGACCUACGCAGGCGGUGUCACAGUAAUGGAAGAUCUGGAGAGGAUAAAAGUGGCCGGCAUGGGCCGUGUGGAUGUGACGGUAGGAAGUGCUUUGGAUAUUUUCGGGGGUAACUUGGCAUACAAAGACGUCGUGACGUGGCAUGCUCAGCAGCAGGCUUUGCCCGUUUAAUCAUCUCUUAACAUUAUCUUGUGAUUCUUUGUAUCGAUUCGGCUGGUGGCCAUGAUCAGUGACUACCAUAUUGGGUUCUCUCUCACUUAGUCAGAAGGCCGUUUAUAACGCUAAAGAUCAUGUAGACAGUGAAGCUGUGGACCGGAUUGAGAAUGAAGUGUGUGACCGAGGCCUUAGUUUGGAUUGAGUUUGAUUUCUUCUU
This is a messenger RNA of Syzygium oleosum, 1347 nucleotides long. Its product is annotated as 1-(5-phosphoribosyl)-5-[(5-phosphoribosylamino)methylideneamino] imidazole-4-carboxamide isomerase, chloroplastic. Gene Ontology annotation, molecular function: 1-(5-phosphoribosyl)-5-[(5-phosphoribosylamino)methylideneamino]imidazole-4-carboxamide isomerase activity. NCBI's taxonomy places the organism in Eukaryota, Viridiplantae, Streptophyta, Magnoliopsida, Myrtales, Myrtaceae. Gene Ontology annotation, biological process: L-tryptophan biosynthetic process; L-histidine biosynthetic process. The record is from RefSeq and is a predicted model, not a curated record. The transcript has 8 exons. The coding region runs from base 210 to 1145 and encodes 311 amino acids. Gene Ontology annotation, cellular component: cytoplasm.